GAGCGGCAGCGCCGGGCCGGGCCCGCCUCCGCCUCCGCGGGGCGCCGGGCGGCAGCACCUGGGGGCGGGGCGGCGGCGGGGCGGGCGCGGAGCGGGGCUACGGGAUGGGAGGUUGAGCGGGGCACGUCUGUGCGUGGAGGAGCGCGGGCGGCUGCUGCUGUUCCCCGGCCGGAGCCCGCCAUGGAGCCGGUGACCAAGUGGAGCCCGAAGCAAGUGGUGGACUGGACCAAGGGCCUGGAUGAUUGCCUGCAGCAGUAUGUCCAUAAAUUUGAACGGGAGAAGAUAAAUGGUGAACAGCUGUUACAGAUUUCCCACCAGGAUCUUGAAGAUUUGGGUAUCACACGGAUUGGACACCAAGAACUUGUUCUAGAGGCUGUGGAUCUCCUAUGUGCUCUGAACUAUGGCCUCGAAACAGACAAUAUGAAGAACUUGGUUCUCAAACUGCGAGCGUCAUCCAAUAAUCUGCAGAAUUACAUCAGCAGCCGAAGGAAAAGUUCAAAUUAUGAUGGGAAUACCUCACGCAAGCCUCCCAAUGAGUUCCUUACUUCUGUGGUGGAGCUUAUCGGUGCUGCUAAAGCCUUGCUUGCAUGGCUAGACAGGGCCCCAUUUACAGGUAUUGCUGACUUUUCCUCAAUGAAGAACAGAAUCAUUCAGCUUUGCUUGGAUCUCACUACUACUGUUCAGAAGGAUUGCACUGUGGCUGACAUGGAAGAUAAAGUUCAAACUGUAUCAAAGACUUUAAAUGGAAUUUGUGAUAAAGCCAUCCGAUCAACUACAGACCCGUUGAUGAGCCAAUGUGCUUGUUUGGAAGAGGUUCAUUUAACCAACAUUAAACCUGGGGAAGGCCUGGGAAUGUACAUCAAAUCAACUUACGAUGGAUUGCAUGUAAUUACUGGAACUACAGAAAAUUCCCCUGCUGAUCGAUCUCAGAAGAUUCAUGCUGGUGAUGAAGUGAUCCAGGUUAAUCAGCAAACUGUGGUGGGAUGGCAACUAAAAAAUCUGGUGGGAAAGUUGCGAGAGAAUCCUGUUGGAGUUAGGCUCCUGCUUAAGAAACGGCCCAGUGGCUCUUUCAGUUUCACUCCUGCUCCGCUGAAGAACCUGCGCUGGAAACCACCCCUAGUGCAGACCAGUCCUCCACCAACUUCAACCCAGUCACCAGAAAAUACCAUGGAUACCUCACUGAAAAAAGAGAAGCCUGCCAUUUUGGAUCUCUACAUACCACCUCCACCAGCUGUUCCAUAUUCUCCUCGAGAUGAAAAGGGGAGUUUCAUUUAUGGAGGAGGAAACAAACCCAGUCAGCUGCUACCUGGGUCCAAGGGUGCCGAAUCUCCCAAUUCAUUUCUGGAUCAGGAAAGUCGAAGGCGAAGAUUUACUAUUGCUGAUUCCGAUCAGUUGCCUGGGUAUCCUGUAGAAGCAAAUAUACUACCAGCCAAGAUGAGGGAAAAAACACAGUCCUAUGGAAAACCUCGUCCUCUGUCAAUGCCUGCUGAUGGGAGCUGGAUAGGAGCUGCAGAACCCUUUUCAAGGCCCCGAGUACCAGGGAGAAAAGGUGAAGAUGUCCUCUGCAGGUACUUCAGUAAUGAAAGAAUACCCCCAAUCAUUGAAGAAAGCCCCUCAUCACAACAUCCCUUUUCAAGGCCAAUGUCUGAAAAGCAGUUAGUGAGAGGAACAGAUUAUAUUCGAGGCAGCAGAUGUUUUAUGAAUACAGACCUCCACAACAGUGCAACAAUUCCUUUUCAAGAGGAAGGUGCUAAAAAAACCGCUGUUACAUCAUCCACAAAAUCUUCCUCUGCAGAGCCCUCGCUGCUGGUCAGUUGGAUCACGAGACUUAAAUUGUUGACUCAUUGACUAUUGUUCACAGGACUGUUACGAAGUGCCUUUGUUCAUCAUUCAGACUUCUCCGCUUUUCAGCCUAACCAAUGCCUAGUGACUAAUGUGGUAUUCUUUUCCUGGAGAAUUUUACAUCUUUCCCUUUUCUUUGUGAUUUUUGAUGGAUUGGAGAGGAUUUUAUAGUGCUAGGAGAGAAGAAAAGAUGAAGUUCCGCUUCCUGCCCAGAAGCAGAGGGCAUUUAUUCCCCUGGAAAUGAGUAAAAUCCCAGUGAUGUAGAGGCCACAUCUGCCUAACUAUUCAGAAGAAAUCAUUGCCUUACAGUCAAGUCCAGUGGCACUUCAUUUGUCUGCAUGCUCAGAGGCUGUGCAAUUGGCUGGGUGUCAGAGUAUGUAGGGCGCAGCAAAAGUUCUCUCUCUCCUGACCAGGAAAGGCAAGGAGGGAAGCAUUGGUUUGAUACAGCAAAUGAGAUUCAGCCUUGUAAGGAAGAAGUGGUAGUAUAGCUUUUCUUUCUCUGAUAUCCAGAGAAGGCUUAGGAAGCUUAAUCCAACUUGAUUUAUAAUCCAUUUUAUUGAAAUCACAGUACAAAUAAAGUGCACUGAACAGCACUGCAUGCUCAUCCAUAAAGAUACAUGGAUUGCUACAACAGGCCAAGGAAAUGCAUCUGUAGAGGUGGUAAAAGAAUAUAUUUUUUUCCUUAAAUGUUUAAGAAUGAUUUGUUGUUAACCAAAGUAAUCUUUAAAGACAGUCUUGUUGGACUUGUAAAAACUUUUACAGUGGUUCAAUUUUUGAAUGAUGUGUUGUUUUUACAAAAGAUAUGUGUUAUGAUACAUUACAAUUGUAAGACAUCAUGCUAUUUUCUAUAUAGCUGAAGGUUUUACCCCUCCAGAAUUUUGAAGUAGCAUUGGGUAUUUUGGGAGAAAAAUAAAACUUGUUUAAAAAAAAGAAAAAAGGAGGAUAUUAAAGAGGUAUUGUUUAAAAAUGUGCACAAGAUUGUUAGUGUGCAAAGAGUUGUGUUUAAAAUAACUUAAAUGUUAAAUAUAGUUGUAUAUAUUUUUUUACUCUCACACAGAUACAGUUUGUACCUUCCUGUCUGCAGUACUGGGCACAAAUUAGUCAAAUGAAAAUGUGUUGUUGUAUUCCCCACCAAUUUCAAGACUUAAGUAUUUUCAUAGAUGAUGUGUUGCCAUCAGCCUUUACUCCUUUGGUCUUACUGAGGACAAUAAGAAAAGUCAGCAUUUAAUAAACUGUGGAGAAAGGGGGAGGUUUGGACAGUGGCACUGUGACUAGGGCAGGAAUCCUAUGUGAUAGCACUAGUAUUAAAAACAUGCCAUAGUUUUGGCUGUGGAGAUGUGACUGUUCUGUACUGCAGCAAGUUUAUGUAAUUGUGUUACAGCCCUGUAGAGAUGGAGUAUUAAGUUCGGUUCACUAUUAAUCACAUUAGAUUGCGACUCACUAGUGAUGUAGGUGGGAGCUGGUUUUGACCUUUUUGAUCAAAGCACAUUAUAAUACGGCUGUCUUGUGCAACCUCUCUCCACCCACAAACAUAGCAGUUGGUAGCAGAGACAUGGCCAGACAGCUGCAGUGCAGUUGAGUACCAGACUGGUUUGGUCCUGCCUCUGACAAAGAGGCUGAAACUGCCUUGCUCUAAGCACAGAGCUUACAGUGGUGUAGUGUAGCCCAGCCCCAAACUGGCUGAAUUGUUUUUAAAAAGUGAUGCUAAUCCAGUGCAGCAACUGUUAUUUAAAGUUUGGAAUGUUAACAAAGUUUUAAAAUGAGUAUUUAGCUCAUCUUUAAUAUCUUGUUUUCCAUGGUGUUAUGCAUUCAUGUGGAAGAAACCAUAGAUGUACUCUGGUACACUUUUAAGACACUGAAAACUCAGGGUUGAUUCCUCUGUUCGGUCAGCUUCACUCGAAGUUUGAUCUAAAAGUAAUAUAAGAAGCUUGCCUUAAUUUAACAGAUAACUUGAAAUCACUGCAGCUAUGAGAAAAGAGGCAUUGUGGUUUUUAAGCACUUGAUGCAAAAGCCAAUUCCUUAUGUCCUGUCCAUUUAAUGUGUGCUCUAGUAAGCUGCCUUGAACUCUUGAUAUUUUUGAUUCCAAGUAUUGUUUACUGCUUACUGUAGGCUACAGACUUUUUUAUGUAAUGUAUGGUAUGUAGGAGUCUUUUCUCUGCAAAGCUGACAUUCUGUUGGCCUCAGAAGAGAUUUUUUUUCUUUCUCUUGGAUUAUCAGAUGGGAAAUUUCCAAUAUCUAUUAUCAGUAAUAAUAGGCUAUUUUGUGUUGCAGUAUCAGUUGCAGAUACUAGGAUCUGUCCCAUUCUCCUUUGCUCCCUCUGUUUUUUGAAAUAUGAGAUAGGCGCAGCUGAAAGACUUACGGGAACAGUCUACCUACAUACUACAGCUUUUUGCUUCCUGUGCUGGUGACAUUGAUUACCCAAAAAAAAAAAAAAAAAAAAAAAAAAAAAAAAAGCAAAUGUAUCAAGCAAGCUCAAAAGAGCAAUAACAGGUAGCUGUAACUUUAAACACUAAACUAAACACAUUCACAUAAGGGAAGGAAAGGUUAAGUGAACAGCAGUUAGCACAAAGAGCCUGACUUUAUCUCUUCAGGGACUUUCUGGCAGCUGCUUCGCCAAUGUAAGUGUCAUGUGAAAGCUGCUCUCGUCCAUCCCAUGAAGCCUCUUGCUAUGUGAUGUGGUUGUAUGUGGCUCUGAGAGGUGACUGCUGAGCCAGGGUGUUUUCCUGGUGUAUUCCCAAACAAUGUGCAAAUGGUUUCUUUACAAAAGAAGGAAGCAUGUAACCCUUGUUCCUUUUUCUCUAUUACAAAACAGUCAUAAUACUAGAAAGGCCUUUGCAAGAGAACUGUAGUAGUAGGUGGUGGAUCAGCCUCUGAUUUGAAGACAAGCUCAGUGUUGCUGCCAGAUGACAGUGCAGUUGGUUGAACAAGCUUCUACAUCUAUAUAUCGGUUAAGUUCUGUAUUUUUCAAAGCAAUGUUGAAGCCCCUCACUGCAUGAACACCAAGUGAGAGGGAAAAUAAAAGUACCAGUGUAGGAGGAAAAAUAAAUGGAAGAUGCAAAGAAGUAAUAGAAAGCAGAUAUUUAAGAGCAGGUGUUAACACUGUUCUAAGAAAAGUAUUCUGCUUCAGAUGGCUUGCUUCCCUAUGUGACCUCCUUUCGCUAGCGAAGAAUAAAGAUUAAGAACCCAA
Molecule: messenger RNA, 5029 nt
Organism: Dromaius novaehollandiae (emu)
Lineage: Eukaryota; Metazoa; Chordata; Aves; Casuariiformes; Dromaiidae
Gene: CNKSR3
Product: CNKSR family member 3
Exons: 13
Coding region: 181-1848 (555 amino acids)
Biological process (GO): regulation of signal transduction
Cellular component (GO): membrane; cytoplasm
Molecular function (GO): protein binding
Source: RefSeq, a predicted model, not a curated record